Tarenaya hassleriana is the source of this 1504-nucleotide messenger RNA. RefSeq names its product LAG1 longevity assurance homolog 2-like. The transcript has 6 exons. NCBI's taxonomy places the organism in Eukaryota, Viridiplantae, Streptophyta, Magnoliopsida, Brassicales, Cleomaceae. Gene Ontology annotation, molecular function: sphingosine N-acyltransferase activity. Gene Ontology annotation, biological process: ceramide biosynthetic process. Bases 285 to 1172 code for a protein of 295 amino acids. Gene Ontology annotation, cellular component: membrane; endoplasmic reticulum. The record is from RefSeq and is a predicted model, not a curated record.
CGCCUUUUUGGAAAAUCGGAGGAUUAUUACUGGACUCGGAAUCUCUGCCAUUGUUCCUUUCCCUUCAUAUUCUCCCUCUUUGUAGCGCAAAACGGAGAACCCCAAAAACCAGAUCGAUUUCAAUUCGCCAUUUCUAUUCAAUCCGGAGUUCUCCGCUGGUGUUUCUCUUUCUGUCGGAGUGGCUUUUUUGGUCCAUAACAAGCGAUCGAUUUGGGAAGAGAUUUUAGUUCGUUUCGAUGUUUUCGCCGUGAAAUCGUUCUCCGCGGCGGAUUCUGAGGUCGGACAUGGAACCUCUGCCGGUACGGAGCGGCGGCGGCGGCAAGCUUGAUGCACCGCUGGAGUUUUGGCAUUUCUUGGUUGCCGUCUAUUUCGCGUUUGGAUUUUUCUUCUCGAGAUUCGUCCUCGAUCGAUUCGUGUUUCACAGGAUCUCUGUCUGGCUUUUAAGUCUCAAUUGUGGCCCGCUAAAAAUGAAUGAUGCAACCCGUGCAAAAAUCGUCAAAUGCAAGGAGUCCUUGUGGAAAUUAGCAUACUAUGCUAGUUGUGAAAUAUUUGUUCUCAAAGUCAUUUAUCAUGAGCCGUGGUUCAGGGAUUCGCAGAAGUACUUUGAAGGUUGGCCAAAUCAAGAGUUAAAGCUGCCUCUAAAGAUUUACUACAUGUGCCAAUGCGGAUUCUAUAUGUAUAGUGUUGCUGCGUUGCUUGCAUGGGAGACGAGAAGAAAGGAUUUUGCAGUUAUGAUGUCUCAUCAUAUAAUUACCAUCCUUCUCAUUGGCUAUUCAUUCUUAACAAGGUUCUUUUGUAUUGGGUCAAUCAUCCUAGCCCUUCAUGACGCGAGUGAUGUAUUUAUGGAAUCUGCUAAAGUUUUCAAAUACUCAGAGAACGAACUCGGAGCAAGUGUGUGUUUUGGACUAUUCGCUCUAUCGUGGCUUCUGCUACGUUUAGUAUUCUUCCCGUUUUGGGUCAUCUGGGCUACGAGCACUGAAUUGGGGGUUCACGUGGAUAUAUCGACGCCUGAAGGCAUGUCCAUGUAUUACGCCUUCAACACGAUGUUACUGACACUACUAGUUUUCCACAUAUAUUGGUGGUAUCUCAUCUGCGCCAUGAUCAUGAGACAGCUCAAGAAUAGAGGAAAAGUCGGAGAUGACAUAAGAUCCGAUUCGGAGGACGAUGAUUAGUGAAACAAAUGUUUCUGGAUUUCGCCAGUGACGCCCUUUUUAGCUGCACAUCGAUUCCGAGCUUUUGAACUUGAGCUCAAUCAUUUCAUUGAUUAGGUUGGAAUUGGAAGAAGAUACCACAGAGAAUGAUUUUGGUGCGUUUUGUAUCAAUGAACUUCGGUGGGAGGGAUUUAGAAACCGGACCUUUGCAUCCCUUUGAAAGAGAAGUGUGUGUGAAUUCUCGGAUGUAUAAAAAACGAUAGGUAACUUUUUAUUUGUAAAUUCGAUGCCUCUGUAUGGUUUGUAUACAGAAUUUGGUUUUGCAAUUGAACUGUUUUCUGCUUUUUUCAUCA